Messenger RNA from Megalobrama amblycephala (Wuchang bream), 3161 nucleotides. RefSeq names its product gastrula zinc finger protein XlCGF8.2DB-like. NCBI's taxonomy places the organism in Eukaryota, Metazoa, Chordata, Actinopteri, Cypriniformes, Xenocyprididae. Gene Ontology annotation, molecular function: RNA polymerase II cis-regulatory region sequence-specific DNA binding; DNA-binding transcription factor activity. Bases 174 to 1187 code for a protein of 337 amino acids. The record is from RefSeq and is a predicted model, not a curated record. Gene Ontology annotation, biological process: regulation of transcription by RNA polymerase II. The transcript is spliced from 3 exons.
GUGAAUUUCACUGAUUUUUAGCACGUGAACAAGACUUUUAUUUUGGUAUGACGACAUGAUGUCAUAAGGCCCCGCCUCACUCAUGCUUCAGUGAUUCGGCUGGAGAAAGGACAGAUUGUCCAAACACACAGAAAAACUCCUGGUGAAGUGAUCCAUCUGACACUAUUAUAAAGAUGGAGUUUUUUAUAGAGGAGAGUGAAGUCAUGAUGCAUGAAGAAGCAUUUGGAGUGACAUAUGAAGAUAUUGAGGAACAAACAGACCUGUUUUUGCUGACUGUGGAGAGGGAAGAUCUGAAUGAAAUAGAAAAGAAUUGUGAGGAUUUAAUGACUGAAGAAAAAUCUCUUACUUGCUCACAGACUCAAAUAACAGGAAGUAAAAAUCUUGAAGUCCACAUGAGUGUUCACACUGGAGAUAGCCCUUUCACCUGCCAGCACUGUGGAAAAAGUUUCAAUAGAAAAAGAAACCUUAACAUCCACUUAAAUAUUCAUUCUGAAAAGGAUCCGUUCAUAUGCCCUCAGUGUGAAAAGACAUUUACACAGAAAAAAUACCUUACUGCCCACCUAAGAAUCCACAAUGGAGAGACCCCAUAUACCUGCAAACUGUGUGAGAAGAGUUUCUCACUAAAAGGAAAUCUUAAGACUCACAUGAGAAUUCACACUGGAGAGAAGCCAUUCAUAUGUGCUCAGUGUGGAAAGAGUUUUAAACAGAAAAGAGACCUUAAUGUCCACAUGAGAACUCACACUGGAGAGAAGCCUUACGUCUGCGAACAAUGUGGGAAGAGCUUCACACACCAAGAAAGUUUUAAGAUUCACAUGAGAAUUCACACCGGAGAGAAGCCUUUCACAUGUGAUCAGUGUGGAAAGAGUUUCAGAUAUAGAGACAAGCUUAAUAAUCACAUAAGGAUUCACUCAAGGGAGAACUGUUUCAGAUGUCCUCACUGUGAACAGAGUUUCACAGAAAGGAAUAAUCUUAUGAGUCAUGUAAAAACUCACACUGGAAAGAAGAUUUUCGUGUGUCAUUACUGUGAAAAGAUUUGCUCAAAGAAAACAAACCUUGAGAAUCACAUAAGGGUUCACACUGGAGAGAAGCCUUUUACUUGUCUUCAGUGUGGAAAGAGUUUCAGACUUAAAGGAAACCUAAAUGCUCACAUGAGAAUUCACACUAGAGAUGCCUUACAAGAGUCUUAGUGUGAAGAGAUUUUCACAUAUCUCUCAGACCUGAAACAAACUCAUUCUUUAAAAAAUUGCAGUGUUCCUCAGUGCGACUAAAGGUUUAGAAAAUGGAGCAAUUUCAACAUCUGCACGUUCACUCUGGAGCAAGGCAGUUCAAAAUAUCAAACGUAGAGAUAUGCAUGUCAUGUAAAUGUGAGAAAAUGUAUAUCUGUCUAAAAUCAAGGCUACUUUCACAUCACAGCUGAAUGUGGGUCAUAUCGGAUUCAUUACCACUUAUUUUAAGGGUAUUAACUUACAUUUAAAUUCUUGACCUCUUUAUAUUAUACCUUGUGGCUUUUUAUUUUCUUGUAAUGGCUGAGACAAAUCAAACACAAAUAUUCGUUAUAUUUAACAAAUAAUAUUUAAAACCCAACACCAAGAUGUCUGCGACCACCCCCAAAGUAUAGGAACUAGACCCCUGGCUGCCAUGGUUUUAUGACUUUAAAGAAUGCAGAACUCUGCUCCAAACUCACUCGAAUCAGGCCAAAGUGAAGACACAAAGCCUGUAAAAACAGACUCUUCUACUUAGACAAACUGUUCUAUAAAUUAACAUGCAUCCCAGGACAUUGUGUGUAUGAUUAUUACUGUCAUGUGUAGUGCCUUUUGUAUGGUGUUUUGUUUUAUGAAUAUGUUAUGAUAAACCAACGGUUAUUGUAACCUCGCCUAUACCAAGUUUGGGGUCUACGAGUUUGUAUUUUGAAGAUAUAAAUGAUUGUGUAUAUGAUAUGUUGAUACCUGUGCAACAUAUUAGUAUUACAUCAAUCCAGUUACAUAUGCAUAUGCAUAGAAGGACAAAGGAUCGUAAAACUCCGCACAGAGAAAUUUCCACCUAUCUCAUUGGUCAGGUCAACCCUAAAGGCCAGAACACACCAAGCCGACGGCGACAAACUAUUGGUGACGAAAGCAGACUGUGGGGUUGGCUCACAUCGGCAGAGUCUGGGUCCAAAGUUGGUCUGAGAAACCAAACCGACGCUCGACAGCCAACGGCCAAGUAGCAUGUCAGUUCUGUACCUGCGUAAGAUAAAAUGCCUUUCCGAACCAGCAGGUGGCAGUAGCUGAACAGCCAAUCAGAAUGAUCAGACCGACGAGCUCCAACUCUUUCCCAACUACAAUAGUCAAAAUAACCAUGAAAGUUCGUUGUCAUUUCUUCAUUCAACGCAGGAGAAAUCGAUUGCAACUUCAACACCAUCGAUUCACGGAAUCACCAAAAACCUGUUCAGAACAACAGACUGCUUCUACUGCAAAGGAUAUGCAAGUAAAGAAUAUUUUAAGUAAAGAGAGAUUUAUGAUAAGCAGUAAAAUCCUCAGAAUAAACUGAUGGUUCUUUUCUUAGUUUAAUGACUCUUCCAUAGCUUCAUUCCCUGUUCCCCUUUCCAGCUUCAUUCUGUCAAGUUCCAUCUUACUCAUGUACGUGUGUUUGUGUUUGUUAGAUUAGUUGUGUUUGUGAUUUAGUUGAUAUAAUUUGUGCACAAUACAUAUUUGGUUCCGAGUCCCUGCCUGCAGAUAAAUGAUCUAUCUUGUUGCACGCUCUAAGCGCUGUAAAUGCUAAGCUAUAAUUAUUUUUCUGUGGCCAUGAAAAAUAUCCUUUUCUUCAAAUUAAUUAUAAUCAAUAUUAAGUGUUCACAGGAUGAACUGUUAACUGAUAAUAAUGUUAAUAUAGCUACAUUAAGUUAAUCUGAUCCAAAUAUUCAUAUUUAAUCAUGUUAUGGAGUAAUCAUGUUAGGGAGUGCCCUCUAAUGUCAAUGCAUGUCAUAUGAUGGCUCUGAUUAAAAUAAUAAGUAAACUUCUAUCUUGUUGUGAAUGCCAAAUUGUAACUGAAAGAUUAUAAAUAAAAGGACAUAAACUUAAUGAAAUGAACAUUGCACUGUGUUACUUGCUCAUUCUAGGUGUUUCUAGCUUUAGUUGUCAAUUUAAUUUUUAUAACAUUUGGUAGAGUUAGGGUACUCAGAC